Molecule: messenger RNA, 2466 nt
Organism: Fukomys damarensis (Damara mole-rat)
Lineage: Eukaryota; Metazoa; Chordata; Mammalia; Rodentia; Bathyergidae
Gene: Kcng2
Product: potassium voltage-gated channel modifier subfamily G member 2
Exons: 5
Coding region: 13-1197 (394 amino acids)
Biological process (GO): potassium ion transmembrane transport
Cellular component (GO): voltage-gated potassium channel complex; membrane
Molecular function (GO): voltage-gated potassium channel activity
Source: RefSeq, a predicted model, not a curated record
ACAACUCCAUGGAUGUGUCCAAGGUGCAACUCUCACAUCUCCUCUUCAUAUAACUGCCUGUGGAAGUUGAUCUCAGCUUCCAGGAAAGACUGCAGCUUCACCUUGUUCAUGAGUUUGAGAAGCAUCGCCAGAGCUUUUACAGGAUGGCACCAUCUGAAAAGGGCCAACUGGGAUGAGCCCCCCUCAGGCAACCUGAUUGAGGGCCCAGUCUCCAGAGCUCAGCCUGGAGCUGCCACCGCGGCGGGCAGUCUCUCUGCGCGCGCGGCCAGCGCAUGGGGCUAUGAAAAUCAACAACGCCUCCGCGACGUGGUGGACAAUCCGCACUCAGGGCUGGCGGGCAAGCUCUUCGCCUGUGUCUCCGUGGCUUUCGUGGCCGUCACGGCCGUCGGCCUCUGCCUCAGUACCAUGCCAGACAUCCGCGCGGAGGAAGAGCGGGGCGAGUGCUCCGCGAAGUGCCACAGCCUCUUCGUGCUGGAGACGGUGUGUGUGGCCUGGUUCUCCUUUGAGUUCUUGCUGCGCUCGCUGCAGGCUGAGAGUAAGUGCGCUUUCCUGCGGACGCCACUCAACAUCAUCGACAUCCUGGCCAUCCUGCCCUUCUACGUCUCCCUGCUCCUAGGCCUAGCGGCUGGGCCUGCAGGCAGCAAGCUGCUGGAGCGCGCAGGGCUGGUGCUGCGCCUUCUGCGUGCUCUGCGUGUUCUCUAUGUCAUGCGCCUGGCGCGCCACUCACUGGGGCUGCGCUCUCUGGGCCUCACUGUACGCCGCUGUGCGCGCGAGUUCGGGCUGCUCCUGCUCUUCCUCUGCGUGGCCAUGGCCCUCUUCGCGCCACUCGUUCACCUGGCUGAACGUGAGCUGGGCGCGCACCGCGACUUCUCGAGCGUGCCAGCCAGCUACUGGUGGGCCGUCAUCUCCAUGACCACCGUGGGCUACGGCGACAUGGUGCCGCGCAGCCUACCCGGCCAGGUGGUGGCGCUGAGCAGCAUACUGAGCGGCAUCCUGCUCAUGGCCUUCCCGGUCACUUCCAUUUUCCACACCUUCUCACGCUCCUACUCAGAGCUCAAAGAGCAGCAGCAGCGUGCCACCAGCCCCGAACCGGCUCUAGGUGAGGACAGCAUACGCGAAGACAGCACGCGUUCGGCCACUGCCACUGAGGACAGCUCGCCGGACCUGGAGGGCACAAGCUCAGCCGGGGGUGCGUGAUUUCCCUGGGGCACUGAUGGAGCUCUGAGGACACCACGGCCGCCACUGACUGAUAGUGAGCUCACCCUGUAGCCACACGAACUUCGUCUCCGGGGUGGGGGCAGCGGCCUGGCUCCAGAAAGCCAUGAGCUUCCAGUGCAAUUCCUCACCUUGGACCUCCAUCCCAACACCAGCUUCACUGGUAACCUGGCCUCCUCUGGGGUGGCAGAGCUCAAGCUUUGCAUGUGGGCAUUUGAACAGAACCCUUUCCCUGCCCUCCUAGUUGGUCUUCCGACCCAUAGCUUAUCCCUUCAGAACACUGCAUCUCUACUGAAACAACUUGGAGACUUGACGCCUCCCCUCUCAAGACCUGGCUGCAGGGGAAGGGGUUAGAGGAUGGAUGGGAUGGGGUCUCCUCCAGGGGGCUCCAACAGGAACAUUGGGGGAAGGGGUCUUCCCAAAACCACAAGCCUUCUCUUCUCCUUGGGGACAGGAGCAAUGGACUUUCCAAAUCAUGUUGCUUUGUAUUCCUUCGUUUUAAUGGGUUCUGCCACCACACCUGAGCUACUGCAACCACAGAAUGCACCACCCACGGUGUUAUGGGCACCCUGUCUGGUAGCUUCUGGCAGGGCCCCUGGUGUGGUGGGGAGGCCUAUGUAGAGCCUUUGCUGCUGCAAAUACUCCUGGGAUUCCACUGCAACCCAAUAAAAAUGCCAGCCUUUCCUGCACAGCUCCAGGCUGAGUUCCUCUGGGGCAGUGUCACCUUGCCAUCCCUGGGGUCCUCUGAGUGCUGAGUUCCAGGAAUCAGAGAGGGGUUUUCCUGUAAUGGGGUAGAAGCCAGUAGAUACACGUGGCUGGAGUAACCAGAAUGCAUCUGACCUUGCCAGCAUCUCCUACUCAAAGUCUAGUUGUACAGAUACUCUGUCUGAAACAAUGAGCCAGGUUACCAGGUCUGACUGCAAACCCAGCCUCACAACAGGGCCCCUGCUCCCCGGGGUGCUUGACUGGGCUGGGAUUUCCAUAUUGCCUCUGGGUUCUGGCAGGUGGUGUGGGUUGGGCCUCAGCUCCCCACCCUUGUUUUCCUCCCCUUUACCCCUAGCAAUGUAUUAGCAUGCACACAGGUACCUGGCUCCACCCAUUUCAUCUGCCAGUCAAGGGCAAAAGUAGAGGGGACACAGGGAAAUAAUAACUUGGUCUUGCCAGUGACCAAGCAGCAUACUUCCUGGGCUAGGUGAGGAGGUGAAUAAACAUGGGAGAAUCCACUGUCCCACGUGGCUACUUCUUAGGUUG